CAACAUGGAUGGCCUUCCGUUCAAUUUAUUCCGUGUUGUUUAUCCACGUCAAGAACGAACAUAUCGUCCACGCAAUCUAAACGUGAUUGGCUUUAAUGACAGCCAGUUAAGAGCAAGAUAUAGGUUCGGCCGAAAUGCCAUAAAAUACAUAACAAAUCUGCUUUACGAUGACCUUGUCAGGGAUACACAACACGGCCAUGCUCUUUCUCCGGAUUCACAAGUACUCAUCGCACUGAGGUUUUACGCAACAGGCAGCUUCUUACAAGUUGUUGGAGAUAUGUUUGGUGUUGAUAAGGGUACAGUGUCCCCUGUCGUAAGAGAUGUGUCCUUGGCACUUAACAGGAGACAGCAAGAGUUUAUUAAAUGGCCAACAAACGUAGAAAUCGCAGACAUCAAAAAUAAUUUUUUUGCACUAGCUGGCUUUCCGUGCGUAAUUGGGUGUAUUGAUUGUACCCACAUCCGAAUUCAGGCUCCGUACGUGCACGAGUACAAUUAUGUAAACAGGAAGCGGUAUCACUCGAUCAAUGUACAAGGAAUUUGCGACCAUGAAGAAUUGAAAGAGCCUAAAGGACCGCUUCAAACAUCAAAGACCUCAUUGACAAGUUACACUGGUGAUAAACUUAAUGUUGUUGGCAAAUGCAUAUUGAAAUGUAUGAACAAACAGCUGAACUUUUUCGUGAGCGAAACAGAUCAGUAUCCUAUACUUGGUUUUCAAGCGUCACAAGAACUCAACAUAAUCAAGGUAGUGAUGGGUACUAAUAAAGAGGGAGAUUUUGAGGAGAAAUAUUCAGAGGUAUUUAAAGGCUUGGGGUGCCUGAGGGAGCCAUAUCACAUUGAAUUGGAUCCAGAGGUGUCACCAGUAGUAAAUCCAGCGAGAAAAGUUCCUGUAGCAAUAAAAGGUCGUUUGAAGCUUGAGUUAGAAGAAAUGGAGAAGCAAGGAGUUAUUCGUAAAGUGGACAGACCGACUGACUGGGUCAAUUCAAUAGCAAUAGUGGAGAAACCAGGAACGGGGAGAUUACGAAUAUGCCUGGACCCGAAGCAUCUAAAUGAAGCGAUCAGACGGGAACAUUUCCAAUUACCAACAGUAGAAAAAAUAGCGUCUCGGGUGUCUGGUGCAAAAGUGUUCUCCAAAUUAGAUGCAAGACAUGGGUAUUGGCAGAUACCAUUGGAUGAGCCAAGCCAACUCCUAACGAGGUUCAGUACACUGUUUGGCAGAUAUUGCUUCAUGAGAAUGCCUUUUGGCAUUAAAUCCGCACAAGAGGUUUUCCAGAAGAGAAUUUUGCAACAUUUUGAUGAUCUUGAAGGCGUAGCCACUGACAUUGAUGAUACACUCAUUUGGGGAUCGGAUGAACAGGAGCAUGACGCACGAUUAGAAGCCACCCUACAACGUUGUGAAGAAAUAAAUCUUACUUUAAAUGUAGACAAGUGCAAGUUCAAGAUCAACGAAGUAUCGUAUUGUGGUCACAUCUUUAUGAAAGACGGAGUGAAACCUGACGAAUCGAAGAUUAAAGCAAUUCAAGACAUGCCGACACCUUUGUCGAAGAAGGAGAUUGAAAGAUUACUUGGAACUGUUAAUUAUUUAGCAAAAUUUGUACCUAACCUCGCAACGAUCACAGCUCCAAUCAGAGAACUGCUGAAGAAAGAUAUUGAGUUGUGUUGGUCCCACGAGCAGACAAAAGCUUUUGAUGAGAUUAAAGAAAUUCUUACUCCGAAACCAGUUCUGAAGUUUUUUUAUCCAACUAAACCGGUUAUAGUGCGUUGUGAUGCCUUGCGGAAUGGACUUGGUGCAGUUCUGAUCCAGGAAGAACAACCAAUUGCCUAUGCGUCUCGUUCCAUGACUGAAGCAGAAAUAAGAUACACGCAGAUUGAGAAAGAACUUCUCUCUGUUCUAUUUGCUCUUGAAAGAUUCAAUGCGUACACCUAUGGCGUGAAAGUCCUUGUUGAAAAUGACCAUAAACCACUUGAGAUCAUUUUAAAGAAAUCCUUACAUGAUGCGCCUCUGAGAUUGCAAAGGAUGUUGUUAAGAUUACAGAAAUAUAACUUCACCUACAAGCAUAGACCGGGCAAGGAUCUGAUGGUAGGGGACACUCUAUCACGGGCACCACUUCCCACUACAGAUUCAGAGUUAGAGAAAGAAAUAUCGUGCUAUGUUCACAUGGUGAUGUCAAAUCUUCCGGCAACAGAUGACAUGAUGGCGAGACUCAGGAUUGCCACAGAAGAAGAUGAAUCGUUACAGCAGUUGAAGAAGACUGUUCUGAACGGAUGGCCAGAUUCGAAACGAGAAACACCAGUCGAAAUUAGGGAGUAUUGGCAUUGUAGAGAGGAGAUCUCAGAGAUUGAUGGGAUCCUUUUGAAGAAGGAAAAGAUCAUCAUCCCAAAUUCCCUCCGACCAGAAAUGUUGGAAAAGAUUCAUGCUGGACACAUGGGCACCGAAAAAUGCAAGAAGCGGGCACGGGAUGUUCUGUUUUGUCCAGGGAUGAAUUCGCAGAUAGAAGAAAUGGUUUUGAAAUGUUCGACCUGUCUCGAAUAUCGACCAUCAAACCAGAAAGAGCCCAUGAUUGUUCAACCAACUCCCACGAUUCCAUGGGAUACUGUCGCCACUGAUUUGUUUUACUGGAACAAUUCUAACUAUCUAUUAGUCGUGGACUAUCUACGUUAUUUUGAGAUUGCGAAGUUACCAGAUAUUAAGAGCAGCACUUUACACAUGAAAUCUAUAUUCGCUAGACACGGGAUUCCAAGAGAAGUAAAAGAGUGA
This is a messenger RNA of Dendronephthya gigantea, 2755 nucleotides long. RefSeq lists its product as uncharacterized. The record is from RefSeq and is a predicted model, not a curated record. The coding region runs from base 5 to 2755 and encodes 916 amino acids. Lineage: Eukaryota; Metazoa; Cnidaria; Anthozoa; Malacalcyonacea; Nephtheidae. The transcript is spliced from 2 exons.